Messenger RNA from Perkinsus marinus ATCC 50983, 1104 nucleotides. RefSeq names its product transmembrane protein, putative. The record is from RefSeq and is a predicted model, not a curated record. The coding region runs from base 1 to 1104 and encodes 367 amino acids. NCBI's taxonomy places the organism in Eukaryota, Perkinsozoa, Perkinsida, Perkinsidae. The transcript has 2 exons.
AUGAGAGCCACGCGGCGAAAGAAUUGCAGCAGAAGUGGUCGAAAGAGGACGAGCGUGAGGAAUCGAAGUGAGGCUACUACCGAAGCCCCUGUAGAUGUGUCUACUACUGGAUUCCCUGUUGGAGAGUCUACUAGUGAAGCACCUAUAGAUGAGUCCACUACUGAGGCCCCUGUAGACGGGUCUACGACUGAAUCUCCUGUAGACGAGUCUACUACUGAAGCCCCUGCAGAUGAGUUUACUACUGGAGCCCCUAUAGACGAGUCCACUAGUGAAGCCCCUUUAGAUGAGUCUACUACUGAGGCUCCUGUAGACGAGUCCACUACUGAAGCCCCUGUAGAUGCGUCUACUACUGAAUCCCCUGUAGACGAGUCCACUACUGAAGCCUCUGUUGGUGAGUCCACUACUGAGGCCCCUGUAGACGGGUCUACUACUGAAUCUCCUGUAGACGAGUCUACUACUGAAGCACCUAUGGGUGAGGCUACUACUGAAGCCCCUGCAGAUGAGUUUACUACUGGAGCCCCUAUAGACGAGUCCACUAGUGAAGCCCCUGUAGAUGAGUCCACUACUGAGGCCCCUGUAGACGAGUCCACUACUGAAGCCUCUGCUGGUGAGUCCACUACUGAGGCCCCUGUAGACGGGUCUACUACUGAAUCUCCUGUAGACGAGUCUACUACUCAAGCACCUAUGGGUGAGGCUACUACUGAAGCCCCUGCAGAUGAGUUUACUACUGAAGCCCCUGCAGACGGGUUUACCACUGGAGCCCCUAUAGACGAGUCCACUAGUGAAGCCGCUGUAGACGACUCUACUACCGAGGCCCCUGUAGACGAGUCUACUACUGAGGCUCCUGCAGACGAGUCCACUACUGAAGCCUCCGUUGGUGAGUCCACUACUGAGGCCCCUGUAGACGAGUCCACAACUGAAGCUCCUGUGGAUGAGUCUACUACUCCUACAGCCACCCUGACUGAGUCUAUGACUACUGGAGCCUCUUCAAUGGUGUCCACCACUGAAUCCUCUAUGAUGGAGGCUACUAGCACUGGAGCUCCGGUAGUUACCAGUGCGCCUCCUAUUGGCGACGUCACUGAUGCUCCUCCCAUCCUCCCAUAA